Colletotrichum graminicola M1.001 is the source of this 2481-nucleotide messenger RNA. Its product is annotated as mannosyl oligosaccharide glucosidase. Gene Ontology annotation, molecular function: Glc3Man9GlcNAc2 oligosaccharide glucosidase activity. The coding region runs from base 1 to 2481 and encodes 826 amino acids. Gene Ontology annotation, cellular component: endoplasmic reticulum membrane. Gene Ontology annotation, biological process: oligosaccharide metabolic process; protein N-linked glycosylation. Lineage: Eukaryota; Fungi; Ascomycota; Sordariomycetes; Glomerellales; Glomerellaceae. The transcript is spliced from 3 exons. The record is from RefSeq and is a predicted model, not a curated record.
AUGGCUCGUACAACGCAGUUGGCCGUCUUCAUCACACUUUCCCUAUUCAAUAUCUUCGGCUCACACCUGGUCCAUGCAGCCGACGAUGGCCCUGGCUCGGCUUCUAUUCUGACCUCUGAGGUCGGUCGCCUCAACAACGAGAGCUUGUUCUGGGGCCCUUAUAAGUCCAACCUCUAUUUUGGCGUUCGAUCGAGAACUCCCAAAAGCUUAUGGACCGGGUUGAUGUGGUCCAGAGUUGAUAACUAUCAGGAUGUUCAACAGGGUUUCCGUUACACUUGUGAACAGCACGAAGGUCUCCACGGGUACGGAUGGGACGAGUAUGAUGCCCGAAAGGGAGGCGUCCAAUCGAUUCACGACGAAGGCAACCAGAUUGACAUCACCACCUCAUUUAUCAAGGUUCCCGGUGGAGCCAACGGUGGUAGCUGGGCAGCAAGAAUUCGAGGUGUUCCGAGAGAGGGUGCCCCGGCUGACCUAAAGACCAUGAUCCAUUACUACAUCGCCCAGGAGGGCACCGAAGGAGAGAUAAAAUUCGCUGGCGAGAACGACUCCGCAGGCUAUGAUGGCGACGUUGCGUUCGAGGGUGCUUCCCCCGAGCUUGGUAGGUACAAGCUGGUCAUCACGCAGGGCGAGGGCAAGCAUCCUCAUAGCACCCACCCCUUGGCGGACAAGAAACACCCCGACCAAACGAUGGUGCGAUCUCUUACCGUCUCCGAGGAGGUUCAAUGGCAGGCCAAGGGUUUGGUCUUCAACCUCAUCCAGGAAAGCGUCAAGCAUGUCCAGGAGAACUACGAGAUGAAGGAACCACCCCCAGCGUACCUCAUCUACCAGAUCGACAACAAGCCCGGUGAAGGCAAUGUUCACGUGGUUCAGAAGAUGUUCGAGGGAGCCUUCGAGUUCGACGUCAUCUUCUCGUCUGCUUCCGCCGGCCCCGAGCUCACCAGCGCUGAUGUAACACGCGAGAUCAGGUCCGUCACCGAGUCCUUCGGCGAGCGCUUUUCCUCCGUCUUCAGUCUGAAGGCCCCGUACAAUGCCGAUAAGUACAGGAAGUUCGCCAAGAGCAUGUUCUCAAACCUGCUUGGUGGCAUUGGCUACUUCCAUGGCUCACAGCUGAUUGACCGUUCGUACGCCCCCGAAUACGACGAGGAGAACGAAGGAUUCUGGGAGGAGACUGCAGCUGCGCGUGCCCGCAAGCAGCAAGAGCUGGAGGGCCCCUAUGAGCUCUUUACGGCUGUGCCCUCCCGACCUUUCUUCCCUAGAGGGUUCCUCUGGGAUGAGGGUUACCACCUCAUCCCUAUUGCCGACUGGGACAUCGACCUGACCCUGGAGAUUGUCAAAAGCUGGUUCAAAACCAUGGACGACGAUGGCUGGAUUCCGCGUGAGCAGAUUCUCGGUCCGGAGGCUCGCAGCAAGGUUCCGGAGGAGUUCCAGGUGCAAUAUCCGCACUACGCUAACCCUCCCACGUUGUUCCUCAUUAUCGAGGGCUUCAUGGAGCGCCUCCGAAAGACCAACGGCAGCCUGCCUGCCGAGAAGGAGCGCCUUGGUCCCACGGAGUCCCUCCAGACUGCUCAUCUGGACAAUGUCGAGCUUGGAGAGGACUUCCUCCGGAAGCUUUACCCCUUUGUCCGCACACAGUACGACUGGUUCCGCAAGACCCAGAAGGGAGAUCUGAAAACGUACGAUCGUGAGGCGUUCUCCAACAAGGAGGGCUACAGAUGGCGCGGCCGUACCGAGACCCACGUCCUCACCAGCGGCCUCGAUGACUACCCCCGCCCUCAGCCUCCUCACCCCGGCGAACUCCACGUCGAUCUCAUGUCCUGGGUCGGCCUGAUGACCAAGUCCCUCAUGAACAUCGCCGAUGCCCUCGGUAUGAGGGAGGAAGUCGACGAGUUCAAGACGACUUUGAACGCUAUCCGCCGUAACCUCAACGACCUCCACUGGUCUGAGAAGGAUGGCUGCUACUGCGACGCUACUAUUGACGCUUACGAGGAGAAUUCCCUUGUCUGCCACAAGGGCUAUAUUUCUCUCUUCCCCUUCCUUGUCGGCCUUCUCGAUGCUGACGAUCCGAAGCUGGGCAAGCUUCUCGACUUGCUCGGCGACGAGGAGCACCUCUUCAGCCCUCACGGCCUGAGGAGUCUGAGCAAGCAGGAUGAGUUUUACGGAACGGCCGAGAACUACUGGCGCAGUCCCGUGUGGAUGCCCAUCAACUACAUGGCCGUCUCCCAGCUGAAGAACGUCGCGUCCCAGGACGGCCCCUACAAAGCCAAAGCCGCGGACCUCUUCACCCGUCUCCGCAAGAACCUCGUCGACACCGUCUACAACAGUUGGGAAAAGACGGGCUUCGCGUGGGAGCAGUACAACCCUGAGACUGGCGAGGGUCAGCGCACGCAGCACUUCACGGGUUGGACGAGCUUGGUGGUCAAGCUCAUGGCCAUGGAAGAUCCCAGCAAGGCUGCCAACGGCCACGUCAGAGACGAGCUGUGA